This is a messenger RNA of Mycena citricolor, 1723 nucleotides long. NCBI's taxonomy places the organism in Eukaryota, Fungi, Basidiomycota, Agaricomycetes, Agaricales, Mycenaceae. The record is from the annotation of a GenBank genome assembly.
AAAUGCAUAUCUCCACUUGCCACAAGUUGAACUGAGCGAAGGGGAGCAUGAAGUCACGUGAAUACUUGGCAUCGGGUAAUUGUCGGGAUUUAUGUCCGAAAAUCGAUCGCUGCUUCUGAGCACAUGCAAAACGAUGUCUUGCUCUCUAACGUUCUUUCACAUUCUGUUGGAAAACCCCACAACAAUUAGCCGCUGAAAGGACCGAUUCGCCGAUCCUGCAAAAACUUGACAUCUGCGUGCUGAAGCGUAGCAUGCUCCGUGCGCCCGUUCAGUUGAGAAAAAGACUUGGAGCCUGGAGAUCUUAUCGCACUACAUCAAUGGCCAAAGGCGCAGCCCCAACGAGGCUCGAAGGCCAGCUUUCGAGGGCGCUCGAAUCGCGCGAGAAACGGCUGAUCAGACGGCGACUACCACAGCCGGGGAGUUUGGCCGUCGGGCCAGUAGACUUCAACUCCAACGACUACCUCUCUCUAUCGACCUCCCCUGUGCUCCGCAGCCGGUUUUUGGAGAGACUACAGCAAGCCCCGGAGAUCCUUGGCUCCGGAGGCUCGCGGCUGCUGGUCAACGGCACCGCGCACGCUGCGCUCGAAUCGCGUCUGGCGCGUUUCUUCCGCUCACCGGCGGCACUCCUGUUCAACUCCGGCUUCGAUGCGAACGUGGGGUUGUUUUCGUGCCUGCCGCAGCCGGGCGAUGUCGUCGUGUACGACGAAUACAUUCAUGCGUCGGUGCACGACGGCAUGCGCGCGUCGAGAUGCGCGGCCCGCCACGCUUUCGCGCACGACUCGGUGUCCACGCUGAGGGGGGUCCUGGUUGAGUGUUUGGAGGAGCGACCAGAUGUCAGAGAUGGACAAGCGAGUGUCUUCGUUGCCGUGGAGAGCUUGUACAGCAUGGACGGCACAUUUUCGCCGCUGACGGAGAUCGUCGGGCUUCUCGAAGAGCUCUUCCCGCACGGGAAUGCGUAUCUGAUCGUGGACGAAGCGCAUUCGACCGGAUUGUACGGACCUCAAGGUCGUGGGCGGGUCAUUGAGCUUGGAUUAGAGGAUAAGGUUCUAGCGCGAUUGUAUACGUUUGGGAAGGCGCUUGCGGCUACAGGUGCUGUCAUCAUAACUUCCCCACUGAUACGAGACUACCUGCUCAACUAUGCCCGGUCGCUGAUAUACACGACGUCACUGAGUUCGUCGAACAUCAUCGCCGCCGACACCUCUUUCGACCUGCUAGACGACGGGACAGCCCAUAAAGUGUGUUCCCCUUGUAACCGUAACCCGAUCCUAUCGCCGAUUGACGCCACCCUCAGCUGGCAGAUCACGCUCUCAGUCUCUCGGCGUAUUUCGUUGAAUCGUUACGGCAGCGUCUACCUGACAUCCCCCCGCACCUUCUUUCGCUACCAGCCCAUCUCUCAGAUCCCACCGUACCGCCCUCGCCGAUCAUACCAGUGAUGACAUGCCGGCCGCGGCCACUGUCCAAUCAUCUGGCCUCCCUGGGGUUGAACGCACGGCCGAUCACAUGGCCCACCGUGCCCAAAGGCGCGGAUCGAGUUCGCGUGUGUCUGCAUGCUGGGAAUACACGAUCAGAGGUGGACAGGCUAGUGAAAGGAAUGUUAUCCUGGGCGGUGGAAGCAGCAAAGGACGACGAGAAUGUAAAGACUGAACAUGUAAAGAGUAAAUUGUAGAGUGUUUGUACGCGAUCACGUGGUCGCUUUGUGAGAUGACAUCAUCUAUCAUCCGGA